ACUAACUCCGCCGCGAUCUCCCGCAGCCCCGCGCUCGCCGGGCUGACCCGGACCGCGGGUCCCGCCGGGGACACAGACCCCGGCCCGCCUUCGGCUCCCAGACGUAGGUAUGAAGAUGAAUAAUGCAGACCACUGGUUUCGAUGAUGCUGGGCUUUUAUAACUGGAUUCAUUAAGGAAUACAAAGAAAAUUCUUACAGGGAUCAAUAAUGGUGUCUUUUGGCUGCAGAAUGCAAAGUUUUUGGUUUCUGCUCAUUAUCAGCUUCCUGCAGUGUACUGAAGGUUUCAGCCGAGCAGCACUACCAUUUGGUUUGGUGAGGAGGGAGCUCUCCUGCGAAGGCUACUCCAUCGACCUGCGGUGUCCAGGCAGCGAUGUUAUCAUGAUAGAAAGCGCUAACUAUGGACGGACAGACGACAAGAUCUGUGAUGCUGACCCUUUCCAGAUGGAGAACACAGAAUGCUUCCUUCCAGACGCCUACAAAAUUAUGACACAAAGGUGCAACAACCGAACACAGUGUAUAGUAGUUACUGGGUCAGAUGUGUUUCCUGAUCCUUGUCCUGGAACAUACAAAUAUCUAGAAGUUCAGUAUGAAUGUGUUCCUUACAUUUUUGUUUGCCCGGGGACGUUGAAAGCAAUUGUGGACUCACCGUAUUUGUAUGAAGCUGAACAAAAAGCAGGUGCUUGGUGCAAAGAUCCUCUCCAGGCUGCAGAUAAAAUAUACUUCAUGCCAUGGACUCCGUACCGCACGGAUACUUUGAUAGAAUAUGCUUCCUUGGAGGACUUCCAGAACGGACGCCAGCAGACGACGUACAAACUCCCAAACCGAGUGGAUGGUACUGGAUUUGUAGUGUAUGACGGUGCUGUCUUUUUUAACAAGGAGAGAACUCGGAACAUAGUAAAAUUUGACUUGAGGACUAGAAUUAAGAGUGGAGAGGCCAUAAUCAAUUAUGCUAAUUACCACGACACCUCUCCAUACCGGUGGGGAGGAAAGACUGAUAUUGACUUGGCAGUUGAUGAAAAUGGCUUGUGGGUAAUUUAUGCUACGGAACAGAACAACGGGAUGAUAGUAAUUAGCCAGCUGAACCCCUACACUCUGCGCUUCGAAGCCACCUGGGAAACGACCUACGACAAGCGCGCAGCAUCCAAUGCUUUCAUGAUAUGUGGUGUCCUGUACGUGGUGCGGUCGGUGUAUCAGGACAACGAGAGUGAGACCGGCAGGAACGCCAUCGAUUACAUCUACAACACCAGGUUAAGCAGAGGCGAGCACGUGGACGUUCCUUUCCCCAACCAGUACCAGUACAUUGCCGCAGUGGAUUACAACCCCAGAGACAACCAGCUCUAUGUGUGGAAUAACAACUUCAUUCUGCGAUACUCCUUGGAGUUUGGCCCACCUGAUCCUGCCCAAGUGCCUACCACAGCAGUGACAAUAACUUCUUCAGCAGAACUUUACAAAACCACAGUGUCAACCACUAGCACUACGUCACAGAGAGGUCCCAUAAGCACAACAUCGGCUGGAGGAACAAAGGAAGGAAGCAGAGGACCCAAACCACCACCACCCAUUUCCACAACCAGAAUUCCUCCCGUGACAAGUUUCUUCCCUUUGCCAGAGAGAUUCUGUGAACCAACUGAGGCCAGGGGGAUUAGCUGGCCUCAAACACAAAGAGGAAUGAUGGUUGAACGCCCUUGCCCCAAAGGAACACGAGGAACUGCCUCGUAUCUCUGCGUGGUCUUAACAGGAAUGUGGAACCCCAAAGGCCCUGAUCUUAGCAACUGUACCUCACACUGGGUAAAUCAGCUGGCUCAGAAGAUCAGAAGUGGAGAAAAUGCUGCUAGUCUGGCCAAUGAACUGGCUAAACACACCAAAGGACCGGUCUUUGCUGGCGAUGUUAGCUCAUCAGUGAGGCUGAUGGAACAGCUCGUGGACAUUUUGGAUGCUCAGCUUCAGGAACUACGGCCCAGUGAAAAAGACUCUGCUGGAAGGAGUUAUAACAAGCUCCAAAAACGAGAGAAGACGUGCAGGGCUUACCUUAAGGCAGUUGUGGAUACAGUGGACAACUUGCUCAGGCCUGAAGCUCUGGAGUCCUGGAAAGACAUGAAUUCUUCAGAACAAGCCCACGCAGCCACAAUGUUACUUGAUACAUUAGAAGAAGGGGCUUUUGUCUUGGCUGAUAAUCUUGUAGAACCAAGUAGAGUCUCAAUGCCCACAGAAAAUAUUGUUUUGGAUGUUGCAGUGCUUUCUACUGAGGGCCAGGUGCAAGACUUGCGAUUUCCUCAGGCUGGAAAAGGAGGCAACUGGAUUCAGCUCUCUGCACGAACCAUGAAACAGAACAGUAGGAACGGGUUAGCCAAACUGGUUUUCAUUAUUUACAAAAGUUUGGGACGGUUCCUCAGUACUGAAAAUGCAACCAUAAAGUUAGGCAGUGACUUGGCGGGGCAGAACAGCACAAUCGCUGUCAACUCCCACGUCAUCGCAGCCUCCAUCAACAAGGAGUCGAGCCGGGUGUACCUGACUGAUCCCGUGCAUUUCACACUGGAACACAUUGAUCCUGAUAAUUAUUUCAAUGCAAAUUGUUCCUUCUGGAACUACUCAGAGAGGACUAUGAUGGGAUACUGGUCAACUCAAGGCUGCAAACUGGUUGACACAAAUAAAACUCAUACAACGUGUGCUUGCAGUCACCUCACCAACUUUGCAAUUCUUAUGGCUCGUCGGGAAAUUGUGUACAAAGAUGGAGUGCACGAAUUGCUCCUCACUGUCAUCACCUGGGUGGGAAUUGUCAUCUCUCUUGUUUGCCUGGCCAUCUGCAUCUUCACAUUCUGUUUUUUCCGUGGCCUGCAAAGUGAUCGUAACACUAUUCACAAGAACCUUUGUAUCAACCUAUUCAUUGCUGAGUUCAUUUUCCUAAUAGGCAUCGAUAAGACAGAGUACAAGAUUGCAUGUCCGGUUUUUGCAGGUCUCUUACACUUUUUCUUCCUGGCAGCCUUUGCCUGGAUGUGUCUAGAAGGAGUGCAGCUUUAUCUAAUGUUAGUAGAAGUAUUUGAAAGUGAAUAUUCUAGAAAGAAGUACUAUUAUGUUGCUGGCUACCUCUUCCCUGCUACAGUAGUUGGUGUCUCAGCAGCUAUUGACUAUAAGAGCUACGGAACAGAGAAAGCUUGCUGGCUACAUGUAGAUAACUAUUUUAUCUGGAGUUUCAUUGGACCUGUUACCUUUAUUAUUCUGCUGAAUCUUAUCUUCCUGGUGAUCACAUUGUGCAAAAUGGUGAAGCACUCAAACACUUUGAAACCAGACUCUAGCAGGUUGGAAAACAUUAAAUCCUGGGUCCUGGGUGCAUUUGCUCUCCUGUGUCUCCUUGGCCUAACAUGGUCAUUUGGUCUGCUGUUUAUAAAUGAGGGGACCGUUGUGAUGACAUAUCUCUUCACAGUAUUUAAUGCUUUCCAAGGAAUGUUUAUUUUCAUCUUUCAUUGUGCCCUUCAAAAGAAGGUACGUAAGGAAUAUGGGAAAUGCUUCCGGCAUUCCUACUGCUGUGGAGGACUUCCAACUGAGAGUCCCCACAGUUCAGUGAAGGCAUCAACAACGAGAACUAGCGCUCGCUAUUCCUCUGGCACUCAGAGUCGGAUAAGGAGGAUGUGGAAUGACACUGUGAGAAAACAAUCGGAAUCGUCUUUUAUCUCAGGUGACAUCAACAGCACUUCAACACUUAAUCAAGGACAUUCACUGAACAAUGCCAGGGAUACAAGUGCCAUGGAUACUCUACCGCUAAAUGGUAAUUUCAACAACAGCUACUCACUGCGCAAUGGAGACUAUAACGACAGCGUGCAAGUUGUAGACUGUGGACUAAGCCUGAAUGAUACAGCUUUUGAGAAAAUGAUCAUUUCAGAGUUAGUGCACAACAACCUGCGGGGCAGCAGCAAGAACCACAACCUGGAGCGGGCGCUGCCAGCCAAGGCUGUGAUCGGCGGGAGCAGUAGCGAAGAUGACGCCAUCGUGGCAGACGCCUCAUCUUUGAUGCACAGUGACACCCCCGGGCUGGAGCUCCACCACAAAGAGCUGGAGGCCCCACUCAUCCCUCAGCGGACUCACUCCCUUCUGUACCAGCCCCAGAAGAAAGUGAAGACCGAGGGAACUGACAGCUACGUCUCACAGCUGACAGCCGAGGCUGACGACCACCUCCAGUCCCCCAACAGAGACUCUCUUUACACGAGCAUGCCCAACCUCAGAGACUCUCCCUACCCAGAGAGCAGCCCCGACGUUGAAGAAGACCUCUCUCCCUCCAGGAGGAGCGAAAAUGAGGACAUUUACUACAAGAGCAUGCCAAACCUAGGAGCUGGCCAUCAGCUUCAGAUGUACUAUCAAAUCAGCAGGGGUAAUAGCGACGGCUAUAUCAUUCCCAUCAACAAGGAAGGAUGUAUUCCGGAAGGAGAUGUUAGAGAAGGACAAAUGCAACUAGUGACAAGCCUUUAAUAGUGUAGCAAAGAAAUAUUAAAGGCCACAUUCAAGUAUUAAAAAGACUUAGUUGGCCCCAUGCAGGCUUCCUCAUAUCUGCUCGAAGAGACAAUUCUGUUGACCCCGUGGUUCUCCAGUAACAGGGAUGACUGGACCUCGCAGUUCUGUGAAUUUUUAUAAAACAAAAACUUUGUAUAUACACAGAGUAUACUAAAAUGAAUUAUUUGUUACAAAGAAAAGAAAUACCAACAAGGUAUUUAAGAUAUCUUCUGCUGCUGAAUUUAACAAAAUUGUGAAAAAAAAAGAGAAAUAAACACUUUCCAGCCAUUUUACUGCAGCAGGUUGUGAACUAAAUUUGUAAAUAUGGCUGCACCAUUUUUUUUUCUUAGGCCUACAUUGUAUUAUAUACAAGGCGUAGGCUUUAAAAUCCUGUGGGACAAAUUUACUGUACCUUACUAUUCCUGACAAGACUUGCAAAGGCAGGAGAGAUAUUCUGCAUCGGUUUGCAGUUCACUGCAAAUCUUUUCCAUUAGGGCAAAGAUUGAAUACAUGUCUAACCACUAGCAAUCAAGCCACAGGCCUUAUUUCAUAUAUUUCCUCAACUGUACAAUGAACCGUUCUCAUGAAAAAAAUGGCUAAAGAAAUUAUAUUUUGUUCUAUUGCUAGGGUAAAAUAAAUACAUUUGUGUCCAACUGAAAUAUAAUUGUCAUUAAAAAUAAUUUUAAAGAGUUUGAAGAAAAUAUUGUGAAAAGCUCUUGGUUGCACAUAUGUUAUAAGCUGUUUUUCUUACACUGUUCAUAGUACGAUAGUUUGUUUAAAAUGCAAGUUCUACCUGUUUUCACUUAUUUUUUCACUGUAAACAGUGUUCUGCUUUGACAAGUUAGUUUUUAUUCUUAAGUUUUGAAUUUUUAUUGCCAAAAAAAACAUAAUUUGGGGAGAAAGUUGUUUUAGAAGCCAAUUAUGCCAAGCCUUGCACAAAUUUGGUGUAGCUAACAAAGAUUGUAACUCAAUUCCCUGUUCAUUCUUUAAUCAGGGUUGGGUGGUAAGGGGUAAAGGGGACAUUGGACACUUCUCACAAGCUUUCUCGUGAAUAAAAGGUGCCUGUCCUAUAAAAAAAAAUUAAUAAAACAUAACUAUAACUCUUCCAUAUUCCUUCUGCCUAUAUUUAGUAAUUAAUUUAUUUUAUGAUAAAAAAUCAAAUGAAAUGUAAAUUGUUUCAACAAAAUUCUGCUUUUUUCAUCCCUUUGUGUAAACCUGUUAAUAAUGAGCCCAUCACUAAUAUCCAGUGUAAAGUUUAACACCUGUUUGACAGUAAAUAAAUGUGAAUUUUUUUCCAAA
Molecule: messenger RNA, 5778 nt
Organism: Pseudopodoces humilis (Tibetan ground-tit)
Lineage: Eukaryota; Metazoa; Chordata; Aves; Passeriformes; Paridae
Gene: ADGRL2
Product: adhesion G protein-coupled receptor L2
Biological process (GO): adenylate cyclase-activating G protein-coupled receptor signaling pathway; cell surface receptor signaling pathway
Cellular component (GO): plasma membrane
Molecular function (GO): carbohydrate binding; G protein-coupled receptor activity
Source: RefSeq, a predicted model, not a curated record